AGAGCGGUACGGAGGGAGAGCGCGGCACGGAGCGGCACGAAGCGGCACUGCUGGGCUCGCCCUGCCCAGCGCCCGGCGGAGCGGAGGUGGGAAGCAGCAGUAGCUCACAAUGGCCCUGGCGGACAGCGCGGGCUGUGCCAAACCCAGCGAGGAUUUGCCUUUCCCUGAAAUCAUUGAGCUCAACGUGGGCGGACAAGUCUACAUCACCCGGCACCCCACCCUGAUCAGCGUGCCGGGCUCGCUGCUCUGGGAGAUGUUCACGCAGAAGAACAUCCGCUCCUUGGCUCGCGACAGCAAGGGCCGCUUCUUCGUGGAUCGGGACGGCUUCCUCUUCCGCUACAUCCUGGAUUACAUGAGGGACCAGCAGCUGGUGCUGCCCGAGCACUUCCCGGAGCGCAGCCGGCUGCAGCGAGAGGCUGAGUACUUCAUGCUGCCAGAGCUGGUGAAGAUGCUGGCCCCAAAGCUCAGCAAGCAGAAUUCUCUGGGGGACGACCCGUGCCAAAGUGACCCUGAGGAGCCAUCCCCCAGCGCUGACACCGCCCGCAGCCUGACCGCUGCCAGUGCCGCGCUUACCAGUGCUGGGGCUGGCGGUGCCGGGGGCACGGGCACAGCAGGCGCUGCUGGCCCUGACAUCCGCAGGGCUGGGUUCAUCACCAUCGGCUACCGUGGCUCCUACACGCUGGGCAGGGACAGCCAGACGGAUGCCAAGUUCCGCCGGGUGGCGCGGAUCAUGGUCUGCGGCAAGACGUCGCUGGCCAAGGAGGUUUUUGGGGAUACCUUGAAUGAGAGCAGGGACCCAGACAGGCCUCCAGAGAGGUACACCUCCCGGUACUACCUCAAAUUCACCUUCUUGGAGCAAGCCUUUGACAAACUGGCCGACGCUGGCUUCCACAUGGUGGCUUGCAACUCCACAGGCACCUGUGCCUUCGCCCAUGACCAGACAGACGACAGGAUCUGGACCUCUUACACCGAAUAUGUUUUCUAUCGUGAGUGACACCAAAAAUAAACACCUGUCCAACCACCGAA
Molecule: messenger RNA, 1026 nt
Organism: Lagopus leucura (white-tailed ptarmigan)
Lineage: Eukaryota; Metazoa; Chordata; Aves; Galliformes; Phasianidae
Product: BTB/POZ domain-containing protein KCTD12-like
Exons: 2
Coding region: 110-994 (294 amino acids)
Biological process (GO): regulation of G protein-coupled receptor signaling pathway; protein homooligomerization
Molecular function (GO): protein binding
Source: RefSeq, a predicted model, not a curated record